This is a messenger RNA of Vitis vinifera (wine grape), 1035 nucleotides long. Its product is annotated as PRA1 family protein G2. The transcript has a single exon. Bases 123 to 689 code for a protein of 188 amino acids. Gene Ontology annotation, cellular component: Golgi apparatus; endoplasmic reticulum. NCBI's taxonomy places the organism in Eukaryota, Viridiplantae, Streptophyta, Magnoliopsida, Vitales, Vitaceae. The record is from RefSeq and is a predicted model, not a curated record. Gene Ontology annotation, biological process: vesicle-mediated transport.
UUUAUUUUAUUUUAUUUUAUUUUUCUUAAAAAAAAGCCUUAUUUACAUUCAUCAACUUUUGUUACAAUUUACACUUACGUUCAACAAAAUAAGUUAAAUGUCUUCGCUAGGUCAAACUUUGAAUGGUAGUUGGGUCAAACCCCAAAAUGUCCACUCCCGCUGCCACUCCGGCCACCUACACUUCCAUUCCGAUCUCCGGCGCUGACGUCAUUUCCCGAUCUUUCCACAACCUCUCCGCUGCUGUAUCAUCUCGUCGCCCAUGGCCGGAUUUCGUUGCGGCCGACGUGUUCCACCGCCCGGAUUCUUUAACCGUUGCCGGCGAGCGAGUCCGCAAGAAUGCGAGCUACUUUCGCAUCAACUACGGCAUAUUGAUACUUGGCUGUGCGAUGAUUUCCCUCGUCGGCACCCCAAUAUCGCUGAUGGUAUGGGUUUUGACGUUGGGGAUGUGGUUGAUCUUCUACUUCUUCAGGGAAGAUCCGCUGUUCGUUGGCGGCCGGCAAGUGAGCGACCGGCUGGUUCUGCUGUGCUUGGUUUUGGCUUCGGUUAUGGCGGUUUGGUUCACUGGUGUGCUUGAGAAUCUGGUGGUGGGAGUUGGGAUUGGGCUUCUUGUAUGUUGUGUUCAUGGGGUUUUCAGGAACCCAUUGGAAGAUGACGAAGCAGGACUACGGGAGAGCGCUCUCACUCAUUAAUCAAUCCUUUUUUACCUGUGAAUUUCCUUUUGACUUGUGAGGGUUGAGAUUCAUGAAUUGCAGCUUUGAUGGGAUGUGAGAAUUGGUUUUUGUGGACUUGGGGUGGAGGUGUUGAGUGAUUCAGUUGUGUAAGUGAAAGCCCGAAUGGUGGUGGCAGGCCGUUGUUGCUUUGAGGUAUUCAAGUUUGAGGGUACAUAGGAGAUUUUCAGUGGAUGAAUGUGAGCUGUUUUGAUGCCUGUGAUGAGGGUUUGUGAGGCUUUUGUCAUUGUUGUUUUUAUGUUGUCAAGGGGUUUGUUGAUUUGUGUUUCCCACUGUUUUUAUUCCAGACUGAAUUCUUUGCCCUUAA